UGACAUGGCUGAUUGGGGAGCCGAUGAGCCAUCCUCCAGGACAGGGAGUCCGGAUGGGGAAGGUCAGGUCUCUGAGGACAGAUGGUCGCUCCAUCAGAGACUGGCCAUCAGGGAGCUCGUUGACACGGAGGCCUCGUACUUGCAGAUGCUCCAGCUCUGUGCCUCGGACAUCAGGAGCCGCCUGCAGCAGCUGCCGCAGGGAGAUCUGGAUGUCCUGUUCUCAAAUAUCGAUGAUAUCAUCAAGGUGAACAGCAGAUUUCUUCGGGAUCUGCAGGAGACAGACUCCAGGGAAGAGGAACAAGCGCAGCUAAUUGGUAACUUAUUCCUGGAAUUCCAGGAGGAGUUGGAGCGAGUCUAUAAGGUCUACUGUGCAAACUAUGACCAGGCCUUGCUGCUGGUGGACUCGUACCGGCGGGAGCCAGAGCUGCAGCGGGAGAUCCAGGACAUCAUCGAGGCCGUGGUGCCACAAGCUGGACCCUCAGGCCUCAGCUUCUUACUGGUCAGCCCUCUGCAGAGGAUUACCAAGUACCCACUGCUGCUGCAGAAAAUUCUGGAGAACACGCUCCCUGAUGCCAGUGCCUACCCUGUUCUCCAGAGGGCGACCUCUGCCCUCCAAGAUGUGAACACCAACAUCAAUGAGUACAAGAUGCGCAAGGAAGUGGCCUCCAAGUACACCAAGGUGGAGCAGCUCACUCUCCGGGAGCGGCUGGCCCGCAUCAACACACACACCCUCUCCAAGAAGACCACACGGCUGAGCCAGCUGCUGAAGCAGGAGGCGGGGCUCGUGCCCAGGACGGAAGACAAGGAAUUUGAUGACUUAGAGGAGAGGUUCCACUGGGUGUCGCUGUGUGUGACUGAGCUGAAAAACAACGUGGCUACUUACCUGGACAACCUGGAGGCUUUCCUCCGCUUCCGGCCGCAGGAAUGCGACCUGGAUGUCCCUGAGGGGCCUGUGGGGCAGUACCGCAACCUGGCAGGGGACCUGCAGCUCCAGGCCUUCCCUGAGUUUAAGCAGCGACUGGAAGGCCUGGUGUGGCGGCCACUGUGCAACCUGGCCAAAGCCCUGGCCGGCCCUCGGAACCUGAUCAAGAAGCGUCUGGACAAACUACUGGACUUUGAGCGGCUGGAAGAGAAGCUGCUGGAGGUGGGCAGCGUGACCUAUGAGGAGGAGGCGGCGCGACACACGUACCAGGCGCUCAACUCCCUGCUGGUGGCUGAGCUCCCGCAAUUUAACCAGCUGGCCGUGCAGUGGCUGGGCCAGAUCCUGCGCACAUUUGUGGCUCUCCAGAGGGACCUUGCAAAGCAAGUGCUGCUGAGGGCAGAGGGCAGCAUGGCCCAGCUACCCCACCGCCAGCUCCCUGAGCCAGCCUUCAGGAAACUGGUGGAGGACGCUCUCAGCCAGACCACUCACCAGCUUCGCUCCUUUCAAGAGAACUUCGAGAAAGUGCUGCCACCUCCCACUGUACAUCCACUCCUUCCAGGGGCUGAGCGCCAGGUGCAGGCCCUCCUGAGCAAGUAUGGCCCAGGAAAGCUGUACCAGGUGACGAGCAACAUCAGCGGGGCUGGGACUCUGGACCUGACACUGCCACGGGGCCAGAUCGUGGCCCUCCUUCAAAACAAGGACACCAAAGGCAACAGCAGCCGCUGGCUGGUGGACACUGGGGGACAUCGAGGGUAUGUGCCAGCUGGGAAACUGGAGCUGUACCACGUCGUCCCCAGUGAAGAGAAGCUCGGGGAGCAGGCGCGGCCUCAUGGGGACUCCCGACAUCUAACACCAGAGCCCGCCCCAGCCCCAGGCCCCUCUGUCCCAACCAGGACCCAGGUGGUCGCCGUGUACCCCUUUGUGGCCCGGAGCAGCCAUGAAGUGAGCCUGCAGGCAGGCCAGCCCGUGACCGUCCUGGAGGCCCAGGACAAGAAGGGGAACCCGGAAUGGAGCUUCGUGGAGGCGAACGGGCUGCAGGGCUACGUGCCUUCCAGCUUCCUGGCCAGGGCCCCGAGCCCGGCACCCUGGGGCUGGAGUCUGCCCCCCUAGGGAGCCCUCCUUGGAGCCCAUGUCGUCAAGGGAGGGGGAGGAUUAGAGGCUGCGAGCCUGGGACAGAAGAGAAGCAAAGAGCAGCAGGGUGGAAGGGGAGACCAGGCCAGGGCGGGGCGAAGGGCUCCCAGGAGGCGGCGGGAGAGGUGGGCACGCCUUGCAGAGAGUCUGGUGUGGAUGGCACGACAGGCCCCAAGCGGGGCGGCUCUUGGUGACUCCAGAAGGAGGUGGUUCCAACCUGGAGUCACAGCAGCCUGGGUAGCAGGUCAAGUUAAGGAUUUGUCGUAGCUUACCUGUGCCCUGACCUGGGCCUGCCCGUUGAGCGGGUCACCCAGAAUGUCACUGGUGUGUGCGCAGGGAGGGGUGCUGGAGAAGCCCAGGCCUGCCUGGCCAGACACUUCACUUCCCACACGGGGUGUCAGUAGGCACCACAGCCAACCAGCCAUCUUCCGUUUCUCUGCGCUGGCAGCUGAGCUAUGCUGAGCAGCGAACCCCUGGGAGCCCUGUCUAGCCGGGGAGCGGGGCUUGUCGGGGCAGUGGAGAGGUUCCCAGGACACGCUAGCCUGGGCCUGGGAGUGGGUGCGACCAAGCCACAGCUCUGGAAUGUGUGUAGUCAAUUCAGAGCCUGUUCCAGGGAAGAGGAGAUUUGGAGGGUGUGUUAAAUGGGGGCGGGGUGGGAGGUUGUUGCCAAGCGGUUGUGCGCUGUCACUGUGUUCUCUGAACCAGAGAUAAAGGAGCACGCCAGUCACAAAGGAAGCUCUGAAGCAGGUGAGCACAGCCCUGGUGGGUGGGGGAGAUUAGGUAAGAGCUUGGGUUCCUUUCUCUGGAAGAGGGGGAACCAGGGGAACCCCGGGGGUGUCAGGAGGCCACCACGGGCCUGGAGGCAAGGGUAGACAUGAUGUCAGUUGGCUGUGGGACCUGAGACACAGGGCACAGCCUCAUUUUUCCCAUCCGUACAGGCCUGACUCACAGGGCUGUGUCGAGAAUGGCGUGAGGCUAAGGAUGUGGAAGCUCCCGGCGGAUUGUGAAGUGCAUAUAAAUGUCAAUUGCCAUUGGCCCCAGCAUCAGCGUUCACGCUGCCCCUUCCUGUGCCCAGGGCAGACGUUGUUCAUCAACGUGGCAUCCUUUCCUGUCACCCAGGAUCUACCGCUGGCUCCUUCUCAAUAUUGCUUUCUGGGUAGCCAAACUCUUGAGCUUGUCAUCCCUUUCUAGAACCUGGAAAUGGAAACCUCCCCAUAAAAUAAGACCCACUGGGGCAAUUUUGGGUGCAGCCACUGGUGAAUCAUCCCUAGGAUGUCGCCUUGGGCUAAGAUAAGUUGCAAGACUCACAGGAGAACAAGAAGGUGACCCCACAUGAUCUUUAAUACAAAUGACAAAAUUUGGGACUAACCCAGGUUAGGGUGUAUCUAAAAACAGGUGUCAGUUAAGACUUACUUCCAAGAACAUCUCUGUGUUGUUAUACCUGUAGUGCCUAUAACCGUGAGCUCUGGGUUUUAGAGGGCUUUUAAGAAUAUAUACACACGUCUGUGUCAGACGGUCUGUAGCUUACCUCCUUUGGGCUUGUGAAAGCGUGAAGAUUGCAUAAUACAAGGGGAACUCAGUGCCCACAAUCCCUUUCUCAGCCCCAAAUUCAUGUUACAAGAUGCUCUUGACUCAUUUUCCUUUCUCGUUUCUUCUCAGAUUUCUGAUACAAAUAGGGAAGCACAAGGGAGUAGAUAGUACAAUAAGAAAUCCAUUUGUGGUUCCACAAUACCUACUGAGAGCCCACUGUGUGCUAGAGCCCCGGCGCAGGGUUUCUCAACGUGCCUGCUCAUUGCAGUCCCGGGGGCGGCUUUCAGCUGUGGCUGACACCGGGACCCCAUCCGGAGAUUCUGAUGUGAUUGGUCUGGGGAGUGGCCUGGGCCUCCGGGACUCAGAAAGCUCUCCCGGUGCUUAGCGUGUGGCCAGGGUUGGGGACCUCUGCCCUAGGCACGCAGUGGUGGACGCGAGAGACCUGGGGUCAGAAAUGGGUAUAAGCUGUAAGCAAGGAAGAACCCCCUCUGAGCUUUGUACUGGCUCAGAUGUUUUGAACAGGCAGCUUUAGAGGUGGUUUGAAAUAGGACAGCCUGUUUGGUCAGGUCCCGGAAUGUAUAUAUAUUAAGUGCCAUUAAAAGGGAACGGAACAAAAUUGGAUGUUCUUGUAGGCACCAGGGAGAAAACUGAAAUAAACUUGGAACCAAAUUGAUCUCAUCAAGGGAAAAUAAAAAUGUAUUCAGUAGCACAUGGCUUAUGGUUUCUUGUGGACUGCGGAUGAGAUUAAAAGUCACUGGAGGGUGAGAAAAUGCGUGCUGAGAAGAUGGAGAAUGGCCUGAAUUUUCUCCAGGGGACUCUGUGUAACGUGCCCUUUUUUUCCCCCAAAUGCCUAGAACCACUGCACUGUGUCUUAUUUAUUUCACUCUUGAACUUGCUGAAGUAUUUGCCAGUGAACUGAACAGGGCUUCUAAGAGCUGAAGACUGAUUCACCCUUGCUCCCUGCAGUGGAGUGAGACCUCUUAGACCUUUUGGGCUCCAGCCCAGCUCUGGACAUGUGAAAAAGAUUACAGUAUCAGAGGAAAGAUGCGUGGAUUCUUGGUUAAUAUGAUGAGCUCUAGCUUGGUGAAUAACUGAUGUGAACUACUGAGAAUAAAGGA
Molecule: messenger RNA, 4701 nt
Organism: Pteronotus mesoamericanus
Lineage: Eukaryota; Metazoa; Chordata; Mammalia; Chiroptera; Mormoopidae
Gene: ARHGEF37
Product: Rho guanine nucleotide exchange factor 37
Exons: 12
Coding region: 5-2032 (675 amino acids)
Cellular component (GO): cytoplasm
Molecular function (GO): protein binding; guanyl-nucleotide exchange factor activity
Source: RefSeq, a predicted model, not a curated record